Molecule: messenger RNA, 2602 nt
Organism: Brachypodium distachyon (stiff brome)
Lineage: Eukaryota; Viridiplantae; Streptophyta; Magnoliopsida; Poales; Poaceae
Exons: 2
Coding region: 1-2391 (796 amino acids)
Source: RefSeq, a predicted model, not a curated record
AUGGCCUCCACUCCGACUGGGCCUUCCCGGCCAUCGACGAAGGAGCUCCGCUUCAGGGAGUCGCUGGCGCUCUCCUCGGACGGCGAGGAUUCCCCCCGUUCCUACUGCGAGGUCCUUCAAAGCGGGACUCCCUCGGUGCAUUCCAUGGAGGUGGAGGUGGAGGGCUCUCCACGCCCGCAAGGUGUUCGACGCCUAGCCUCUGUCGUCAUGUCGGCUGAGACGGCGGCUGCUGGGGGUCUGGAGGACCUUGAUGGCAGGCGGUGGCUACCUGCUGGGAAGCUGCGCAAGCGUCGCCGCAACAUGGCGCCUCUCCCGACGACGGUGGUCAGGGAGGAGCUCGCCAACCUCGCCGGGCGUUGCUUCAAUCGCCUGGCCGAGGACCACGUGGAUGCGUUGUGCCCUAACGCGACGAGGCUAGGCUUGGCCCUCGCGUGGCCGAGGAUCCUCGGUCGGCGCCGGCUCCCCGCACGGCUCGCCAGGCUGCGCCUGCAGUCCCCACGGUCCCGCUGCCCGGCAGGCUGCUGCUCGCCGCGCCCUGCCGGCUGCGCCCGCUCCCUGCUGGUCGCGGCCGCUGCGAACCCCAGGCCGGGCUUGGCCUUGCUCGUGCGCCUGGUUCCGCGGGUCGUGGAUGAGAAGGCCCCUGCGCCCGCUCCCGGGCAGGCCCCUGGCCAGGCUCCCACGCCUGCCCCUGCGCCGUUGACUGUCUCGUCCCCGGCACUGACCGCGGCGCCACCUCCACUGGCGACGGCGCGCGAGGCUGUGGACUCUUUGCCUCUAGGGGCAGCCUCGCUGCGCCCACGCGUGGGGAUUUGCAUCAUUCCAAGGAGCCCGGAGCUGGAGGCGGAGGAGCGUGCCCUCCAGUGGAGCGCGGUGGUCUUGGUCACUGGCGUGCGGUCGCGUCUUGCUCUCACGGCGGUGGGCCGGGUGAUCGCUAGUCGCUUCCCUGAGCUGGAUGGUUGCUACUCGACCCACAGGAUCUGGCCAGAUGGCCUUCUGGUGAUCUUCAACUCGAGAGGGGCGUGUGACGCCGUUCUGGCCACCGGGUCGAUCGACGGUCGCGGGUUUUUCCUGAGAUUCUCCGCCUGGAACCGCUUCUGCCAGGCUGUCGGGCGCACGACGUCUUUCCGUGUGCACUUGGAGAUUGAAGGUGUGCCGCCGCAUGCGUGGAGCUCCAGCACAGCCGCGGCAAUUCUUGGGCCGGCCUGUGCUGUCGAGCGGGUGGGCUCGAACAACGCUGGGAGGGAGGACCAUGGGCGCUUUGAUGUGUACGCGUGGACGUCGGACCCCUGCCUCAUUCCGCGUGAGACAUGGCUCCAAAUCCCGGAGGCACCGGUUUUGGAAGAUGACGCGGAGGAUGACCUGGUUGUGCCGCCAGAGUUGUUGAUCCCUUUGGAGGUUCGCUUGCUGGAGUACAAUGUGCUCGUCCAUCUCCUGCGGGUGGAGGACGCCACGUCGUCUUCGGAUGGGCCAUCCUCCGAUGAGUGGCCAUCCGACGGUGGGGUUGGCGGUCACAAUGGUGAUUCGGGCAGGGGCUACGGUGACCAACAGCCUGCACGGGGCACGCGGCAAAACUUCUUCAGCUACUCCCGAGGCCGUGUGGAUGAGGAUGACUUUGGUGAUCAUCCGGGUGGCUCUCGGCGCCGGUCGAUGGGCGGCCAUGUCGCUCUUGGGCGGUCGUCCACCCUCUCGGCGGAGGCACCGGAGUUCCGGCCGGCGUCGUCGUGUUUGUCGCGGGUGCCGGAUCCUAUGCUGGAGUGGCUGCCUUCUCCCACUUGGGCUGCCGAUAGGUGGGAUCCGAUGCGGAUGGAGGUGGUCUCCCCACCCUCCAGCCCAUCCUUGGUGGGCUCUUCUCUGGACUUGCCGCCGAUCAACUUUGAGGAGGUGUCGUUCGAGGAGGUGCGCUCACAGGAGGACUCUUCCCUUUCGGUCGAGGGGUGGGUUCUGAGCACCUUCACGGUAUGUUUGUCGGACGUUGCUCUGCCUUCCCCGGUGAGGUGGGUCUCCAACGUGGAGCCCACUGCUACGGCCUCCUGUGAGGUUGAGGCUUUCCGUACGAGAGUACGACGCAAGACUUCCCUUGUCCUUGCCAGGCCGGUGCAUCGGCGUCCUAGGAGGAAGGUGGUACAACAUUAUUCGCCGCGGCGCAGCAAGCGGUUGGCCGGACAGGGGACGGCUUCGGUGGGCACUAAGAGGCAGCAGCGGGUGCUUAUGCACAAGUUGGGAGUGAAGCGUGAGGGCGACAAGAUUGGAGAGGAGGCGCUCCAGUCCUAUAUCCAGCUUUUCGACCGAUUACUUUCACCUGAGCACAUCACGGCGAUUCUCUCGCUCUUUGGCUGGGAGAACACGGCCCUCCCUCUUGAGGAAGGGAGUGGGGUGGAGGUGCUAGAAUAGCCUGCUGGCUAUCUUCUAGCCGUGGUGGUGGUUGGUGGAGUUCCUUAUGGCUGAUACAAAUGUUAGUAUCUUGGUGUGGAAUGUGCGUGGUCUGAACUCUAGGGCCAAGCGCAUUGCUGUUAGACAGGUGGUCGCUUCUUCGGGAGCUUGUAUUAUUGGGUUACAGGAGACUAAAUUGAGUGUGGUUUCGAGGUAUUUGCUCGAUGAGUGG